AUGCCACUGUGCGGCAGCUCAUCUAGCAAUGGUGGCGCGGGCUUCAGCCGCGGGCGGCCAAUACAGCGCAAGGUCGUAGUCUGCGGAGACGGUGCAUGCGGCAAGACGUCUCUACUAAACGUCUUCACGCGUGGAUUCUUCACACAAGUCUAUGAACCGACAGUCUUUGAGAACUACGUGCACGACAUCUAUGUCGACGAGCAGCAGGUCGAACUCAGCCUGUGGGACACAGCCGGCCAGGAAGAGUUUGACAGACUAAGAUCGCUCAGCUACGCGGAAACGAAUGUUAUCAUGAUAUGUUUUUCGGUCGAUAAUCCCGUCUCGCUGGAGAACGUAGAAUCGAAGUGGAUUGACGAGAUCUUGGAGUACUGCCCAGGAGUCAAGUUGGUUCUCGUCGCGCUGAAAUGCGAUCUACGCGACGAUCCCGCGGUUUUGGAACGCUUGGCGCGGUACGGUCGAGGGACUGUGCAAUAUGAGGAGGGUCUGGCUUGUGCAAGACGAAUACGCGCUUCCCGUUAUCUUGAGUGCAGCGCCAAACACAACCGUGGAGUCUCGGAGGUCUUCUACGAGGCGGCACGAGUAUCGCUUGCAACGCGGGGAAAGGACUCAGGUGGCGGCUGCACAAUCAUGUGA
Peniophora sp. CBMAI 1063 is the source of this 633-nucleotide messenger RNA. Lineage: Eukaryota; Fungi; Basidiomycota; Agaricomycetes; Russulales; Peniophoraceae. The record is from the annotation of a GenBank genome assembly.